AAGCGCAGCUCCCAUACCCUGUCAGUAUCCUGCCAGAAAUAGACGAACGCGCUUCAUCUUGAACUCUAGAGUCUCUGUGCCCGCGCAUUCACGCUCACGCACGCGCACGUAGAUGUGCACUCCCUUCAGAAGGCAGAGCGGACUCCAGAGGUCGCCCCUUCACAUUUAUAUUGUGACUUUACAGAACGGGUGCCGUGAUGAGAGCUCAUAGAGAAGGGAUUCGUGCCGCCGACACCGCUAUCGUCAUGGACUUAACACUGCUACAACCCCAAACUACCAAGUGCAUCACAGACUCACCUGAGAUUUCGUUUCGGACUGGAACCCCUAUGAAGACGUCCACUCAACAACACCUGACCAAACUCCGAGUUCGAAAAAAGCUGCUGUUGGACAAGAGACGUCUGUGCGCCUGGGCGCUCGGGACAGCACUGCUUGGCAUUUUUCUAAUGAUCCUGCAUACCGAGUCAUGCUGGCUGUCAAAUGGCAAGAUUACCUUGUUUUCCUACCUUAUCAAGUGGAUGAUUACUUUCUCGACUCUGUGUCUUCUGGGACUCAUUAUUGCCUUCCACUGUAAAGAUAUUAAGCUCUACAUCAUUGACCAAUCUUUGGAGGACUGGCUCAUCGCCAUAACAUGGAAGCGGCUGUUCUUCAUAUUUUUGGAGUUGCUGGUCUGCAUGCUGCACCCAUUCCCAAUAGUUUGGUCUUUGGCCCACAGUAAAUGUGGUGGUGGCUGGCAGGAAGAUGGCAAUUCAUCAGCAGCCUCCUCCCCUUCCUCUUCAUCAUCUUCCCAGCCUGUGUUUUUCUUCUCAGGUGCGGAGUUGCUGCUGUGUAAUCUGAUGUUUCUAAGACUCUACCUGUUCCACAGGGCUAUUCUUCUGCACAGUAAGGUCCUGCUGAGUGCGUCAUACCGCAGCAUCGGAUCCCUCAACAACAUCAACUUUCACUUUCGCUUUGUCCUGAAAGUGCUGAUGAAAACAUACCCUGGUCGCACACUCCUCUUCAUCGUCAUCUCUCUCUUGCUAAUUGCUGCUUGGAUGCUUUCAAUUUGUGAGAGGGGAGUAGAGCAUGCAGCUGGCCGGAUGGAUGAUGCCCUGUGGCUUAUUGCCAUCACGUUCCUCACUGUGGGUUAUGGGGACAUGUACCCCUACACAACAUGUGGUCGCAUUGUCUGCCUGAUGACUGGAGUGAUGGGGUUGGGAUGCACAGCUCUACUUGUCGCUGUUGUGGCAAACAAACUGGAGUUCAACAAAGCCGAAAAACAUGUUCACAACUUUAUGAGGGACAUCCAGUGCUACAAGAAGCUCCAGAAUGCAGCAGCAGAUGUCUUGCGGGAAUGUUGGCUCCUCCACAGAAGCCGCCGUUGGAAGAGAGACAGUCAGGAAAACCGGCAAAAGCAGAGGGACCUCCUGGAAGCCAUCCAGCUGUUCCGGAAAGCUCGCUUGGAUCUACGAAAGCUAAGAGAUCGUGCCAGUGAAACGAUUGACCUUUCAAAGCUCCAGAUGAUCAUGUGCGAUCUCGAUGCCAACUGGAAAUCCUCUUACAAAGUGCUUGAACAUCGCAUAGACUCCAUGGAGAAGAAGAUAGAUGAUUUAGGAAAAGCCUUCCAGAACACGUCGCUGCUGAUGGCUUCAAUGAUCCAGCAAUGGCCAGCACCGGGAAUGAACAGAGACACCGACAUACUUUAGGAUAUCCCAGGAAAUGUCUAUGAAGACAGUUGGACUGUUUGGACCAAAUCUGCUGCAGUUCUUCAUGCCAGCACUAGGAGGCAGACAGAACAUGGGAGAAAGGCAGUGCGCCUUUCAACUCUUCUUCCAGGAAAAAUGCGUGAGAAGUCUUAGUGCGAGUUUAAGGAUAGGAUGGCCUGUCCACACGCUGCAAACAGUAUACAUCAGGAUACCGUGUCACAUGCCCCCCCUAUCAGCGUUUACUGCAGCAACAAAAGGUGGACAUCCAAAAAGAAUUUUAAAAUGGACAAGCAAGAAUUUGGCUACCAACAAUAACGACAUUCAGGAUAAAAUUAUUUGGGAAUACUCACUACAUAUUUUAAUCUGUCACUAAUGGACUGUUUACUGAUGUAAACGAAGAACAAUCCCAACUUUUUAAAUGCCUCAGCAGUGCUAAACUCCUUUGCAGCCUUAGAAUGAUUUAAAAAAUAUAAAGCCCACUCCAUAACUGGAGUGCAAUAAUAAUAAUAAUAAAAAAAGAAAUUCCCACUCUGUACUGCAAAAAAAGGAAAGGGGAAAGCGGACAAUCACUAAAGAAAAAUAAGUGACUUUUGAAAAACAAAAAUGGUUUGUAACCACCGAGUUCAGGAGAAGAACACGGAGGAAGCCAAAUGUUACCCACUACAGCCAGUCUCCUUAAAACUUGAAUCACAAUAUGUACUUCUUAAAAGUUUGGCAGUGGGGUUUUCACGGUGGUUGAACAACAAGUACAACUGAAGUCUUGAGGGAUGGCUUUAUGAGCCAACUCAGGAAUAUGCCACCCUCACCCUCCAGUUUCAGAAUGCAACUGAAACAAGGACGCACCGACGGCAGCGCGCCAUUUCACUAUUGCUUCCCAAACAGCGACUUGCCAGGUCCAGAGUUCUUUAGGGCACAUGGAAGCUGCACCACAGAUCUGUUGUAAUGUAUCUCUGUCAUCAUGAGCCCUUUCAGAAAGUCCUGGCACUAGAGAGUUAGUUAUAAAUAUUCAUAUUUAAAAGCAGAAGGAAGUUGCGUUUGACAGUAUGCUUAAAAGACAGCAAAAGCAAAACCUUCAGAUCAGUUAGAAAAGCCUUUUCCUCCGUUACAAUAUUCAUAACAAUUCUCUAGUGGAAUUAGUUUGAACUCUAUCAGGGCGGGAGUCGACUUGUGUCGACACAUAGGGUUGAGGUGGAUGUUGCUGGGGCAGAGGACAGUAAUCGGCUGUAAACGUUGACAAAACAGCCUGUUACGUUAUAGUUUGGCAGUAUGUGCUAUGCUGGUGCCGCGAUUUCAGGCGUCUGUUGCUGCAUAUUGUGACCGCUGUUGCAAAGACAGCUCAUCAAAAAUGGCUGCCACAGCAUGCCCAGUAUGCAGCAACAGACGCCUGAAAUUGCGGCAUCAGUGUAACACAAUGUGGCGUUUAACGUUAUCAUAACUUGCAGUACUAUGCAGUGUAAUAGGUAUAUGAAUUCACAUCGUGUAGAGCAGGGGUGUCGAACUCCGGGCCUGGAGGGCCGCAGUGGCUGCAGGUUUUCAUUCACACUCUUUUCCUAAUCAGUGACCAGUUUUCACUGAUAAUUAACUUCUUUUCCCUUCAUUUUAAUAGCCCUGUUUUUAAGGACUCAGUCCACUGAAUUGAUUCUUUUCUUCAUUAAAUGGCAGCCAAACAGAAAUGAGACGUGAAACGAGCCAACAGAUGAGCAGCUAAACUAGGGCUUCAAACUCCUGCCAGUCUCUUAACGAGAAUCUAAUUCUUGCUGUUAAUUAAACCAAUUAUUUAAUUCCACGGCUUGUUGCUGCUCUCAUUCUGCCACGGCAGACAUUUCCAAAACUGUUGAUUUUCUGUUUUUUCUAAGAACGCCGUCGAGAUGUUUUGGUGACUUCGGAGAUCAACCUUACUGAGACCUUCACCUUUCUUUAUGUUCAGAUAAUGUGGUUAGCUGGUGAUGUGGCAGCUUGUUUUGUGCCUCAUUAUUGUUUCUUUUUCCUUAAUGAGGAGCCAAAGAACUAUGGGGUCUGAGUCAAGGGAAUUAAAACAAAGGCAAAAGAAGUUAAUUAGCAGCAAAAACGGGUCACUAAUGAAGAAGAUGGAAUUAGAAUGAAAAUCUGCAGCCAUUGCGGCCUUCCAGGACUGGCGUUUGACACCCCUGGUGUAGAGGCUCACGGAACUUAAAACACAGGGACGUCUGUCAUAAAUAAAUAUUUUAGGUGUGAAACCAUUGUUUUGUGUGCUGUUCAGAAAACAGUUUUUUUGGGGAAAAAUAUUCAGCCUUGGGCCAAAAUGGAAAAAAAAAAAUUAACCCUCAAAGAGUUGAAAACUAAUUAAAAAUGAAAAGCGCAGGUAUACAAGUUUCCAGCAACCUUCAUCUCCAAAGUCUUUUGGAACCACUAUGGCCAUUUUAUUCUUCCAAAAAACGCCUUAACUUGGACGUGACCUUAAAUGCUGCACUGCUGUAAUAUCAUUCAUCAUUUUCCACUGGCAGCACCAGUUCCAUAAAGUGACAGUGGCUGCCAAAGUUGCCGUUUACUUAGAUGGUCAGGUCACUUGUGUGCCCGGUAUGCAGCAGCACUGAGACUUGAAGGGCCCAGGCUCAGUGACGGGUAAGGCGCACACACACAGCAAAAGGUUUGACAAACGUGAUCUCUGUUACAGCACAUUAAUAAAUACAGAAAGGUUUCAGACUGCAAACUGCUUUAUAAGAUCAGUAAAGUAUAACUAACUGCCUUCAUAUUUCUAGAACGCGAGCAUUGGUGUGUUAACUGCCUUGCUUAGGGGGUCAUGCAGUGAGUCAGUGGUUUGGCUUGAACUGAAAACCUUGUGCUUUAGGGCCUUUGACACUUGCUGCACUCCAUCUUCAUUGUCUUCCGAACAAAGUACUUUUUGCUAAUGGCACGACUGCUUACCAGGCGAGCAGAUUUACGGCUCUCUUGAAAGGCUUGAGUAAGACAGUCGAAGAGAAAUAACAGUAGACUUGCUCUGCUAUUUGGCACAGGACUCUCUGACAUCAAGAAGUGGAACUGCUGAUGAGCAUGCAGGCGAAGAAGAUAAUGAACGAGUGACGACUCUUUAGGACACUAUUUUCUCGUCUGCACUUUUUUUUUGACAUUUUAAAGUAAAACCACUGCAGGACAAUAAACAGAAUGGAAUUUCCAAACGAAACUGUGCCUAACCCCAACUACAAUAUGGAGUCCAUCCCCAGAUGCCAUUCUUGCAUCAGAGACUAAACCCUGGACUGGACACAAGACGACAAUUAUACACACUACACUACCUACCGUUUACGGGAGCAACGGGACAGGACUUGAAAACUUCUCACACACAGAGUGUGACCAGGCCGGGCCGGGAACUGAAUCCAGAUCUUCAUCAUGUGGGAGCACCGGACAACCAAAAGAAAAAAAGAGAAAUAAUGAAAUGCAAAGGAAAUUUAUUACCAGAGCUCUCUUCAUCUUCAAAACAUUUCUUACAUGUUUACGAAUGGAAGGAAGCCAAUUCUUUAAAUAAUGAACUCGGUUUAAGAUUAACAGUGACUGAUUAAAUACAAAAAGGGUUGGAAAAAAUAAAAAUAAAAAAAUAA
Molecule: messenger RNA, 5254 nt
Organism: Erpetoichthys calabaricus (reedfish)
Lineage: Eukaryota; Metazoa; Chordata; Cladistia; Polypteriformes; Polypteridae
Gene: kcnn4
Product: potassium intermediate/small conductance calcium-activated channel, subfamily N, member 4
Exons: 9
Coding region: 198-1682 (494 amino acids)
Biological process (GO): potassium ion transmembrane transport
Cellular component (GO): neuron projection; neuronal cell body; plasma membrane
Molecular function (GO): small conductance calcium-activated potassium channel activity; intermediate conductance calcium-activated potassium channel activity; calmodulin binding
Source: RefSeq, a predicted model, not a curated record